Spea bombifrons (plains spadefoot toad) is the source of this 2708-nucleotide messenger RNA. RefSeq names its product casein kinase 2 alpha 2 (gene CSNK2A2). The transcript has 12 exons. Gene Ontology annotation, molecular function: protein serine/threonine kinase activity; ATP binding. Lineage: Eukaryota; Metazoa; Chordata; Amphibia; Anura; Pelobatidae. Gene Ontology annotation, cellular component: nucleus; cytosol; protein kinase CK2 complex. Gene Ontology annotation, biological process: regulation of chromosome separation; protein phosphorylation. The coding region runs from base 150 to 1199 and encodes 349 amino acids. The record is from RefSeq and is a predicted model, not a curated record.
CUGCGUGUGUCUCGCUGUCCCGGAAGCCGCUGACCCGGCCCGAGCUGGCUGUCCUGCGCACGGCUACCCUCCUAUUCCAGCGCGCGGCCGCUCGCCGCCUGCACCUUCCGGGCCCCUUGGGCCCCAGCCGCUCACCUUCCGCCGGAGCCAUGCCGGGUCCGCAGGCCGGGAGCAGAGCCCGAGUGUACGCCGACGUGAACACCCUGAGGAGCCGCGAGUACUGGGACUAUGAGGCGCACGUCCCCGCCUGGGGGAAUCAGGAGGAUUAUCAGCUGGUCAGAAAACUGGGCCGGGGGAAGUACAGCGAGGUCUUUGAAGCCAUAAACAUCACAAACAACGAGAGAGUCGUGGUCAAGAUCCUCAAGCCCGUUAAAAAGAAGAAGAUUAAGCGUGAGGUGAAGAUUUUGGAAAACCUGCGCGGCGGCACCAAUAUCAUCCGGCUGGUGGACACCAUCAAGGAUCCGGUGUCGAAGACCCCAGCUCUUGUGUUUGAAUACAUCAAUAACACCGACUUUAAGCAGUUGUAUCAGGUCCUGACCGACUACGACAUCCGCUAUUACAUGUACGAGCUGCUGAAGGCCCUGGAUUAUUGCCACAGCCAAGGGGUCAUGCACCGAGACGUGAAGCCACAUAAUGUGAUGAUUGACCACCAGCAGAAAAAGCUCCGGUUGAUAGACUGGGGCCUGGCGGAGUUUUACCACCCAGCCCAGGAAUAUAACGUCCGCGUGGCCUCCCGAUACUUUAAGGGGCCCGAGCUGUUGGUCGAUUACCAGAUGUACGAUUACAGUCUGGAUAUGUGGAGCUUGGGCUGUAUGCUGGCCAGCAUGAUCUUCAGGAAGGAGCCCUUCUUCCACGGCCAAGACAACUAUGACCAGCUGGUCCGAAUCGCCAAAGUGCUGGGCACAGAUGAGCUGUAUGGCUACCUAAAGAAAUACCACAUCGAGCUGGAUCCUCACUUCAACGACAUCCUGGGGCAGCACUCCCGGAAGCGCUGGGAGAAUUUCCUGCACAGCGAGAACCGGCACCUGGUGAGCGCCGAGGCCCUGGACAUGCUGGAUAAGUUACUGCGUUACGACCAUCAGCAGCGGCUGACCGCGCGGGAAGCUAUGGAGCACCCGUACUUCUAUCCCAUAGUAAAGGAGCAGCAGGCUCAGACAGACGGCACUGUGCUCCCGGGCAGCCUGUCAGCCGCUCGAUGAGGACUGGGGAUUGUGGGGCACCGCUGCUGGUCCCACCGCGUUUCCGUGAGCAGAAUGGAAUAACACACAGAAACCGGAGACAGCCGCAGGAAACAUGGACAGCACGGGACCCGUCUUCUUCAUUAGUCCCCGCAGCACCGGUGUCCACAAUCCCAGAGGAGUGAGAGGCCAACGGCUCGUUCCAAUGCUGGACUCAGACCUCCCACCCCUUCUGCACGCGUGAGGGUAGGAAGAUUCGGAGUCUGCUAAAUGCACCCUGGUUAACCCUUUGCCUUUUGGACAGAGCUUCCUCGUAGGGUUGAUCAGGCGUCUCCUAGCAGGUCCUGCGCAGUGUCACAAGCGUAGCUCCUCGAGCCACGACGGUGGAUUGCGUUAUUUGGAGCCGUCACGCAGUAAAGAUCUGAGAGAUACGGUAGAGUCACCUCUGUAGAAGCAGCAAUAGCCCCUUUACUCGUUACGGAUAUCCAGGGAUGUUUUAGCUUCUAAGGCCUGCGAGUCUGAGCGCUCCUUUUCGGGGUAGGAUUAGUGUUCCUCGAGGAGCGGGUCUUCAGGGCUUUUCCAAGCCGCGGGGAGGUCUACUUCUUCCUGUUUGUUAAAAAGUUACAUGAGAGACCCCCUAGGACAGCCCGGUGCCAGGCAGACACUACAUCUGCCACCUGCCAUGUCCCCCCCGGCAGCAGCUCAUGCCUCGGAAACGCGGCGUGACGGACAGCGCGACAGCUGCAGCGCCCCCCGUCCCCAGUAACACGUCUACUGCGGGUUGUAACGCUACCUCAGUGACCAUGUGGCCACCUCGGCUACGCCGCCUAAAGGAUCAGACAUUGUGUCGCCCUCUUUAUUCUAUUGUGCAAACUCAUGGGGUGACUGCCUGCUGCCCCCUCCUUCAGCUGCUGCCCCCCGGGUGGUGGAAGGGGCUGCCGAAGGCUUGGGGUGUUUUGAUAAGAAGAGGUCUGAGGUCAGGAACUCCUAGUGUUAAUCCGGGGGGUCUGAAGACUUUACCCCUGUGCGGGGGGCUGAGAAGUGCAGUUUUAGCGGCCCCUUUUUGUUUCUCAGGUGGGUGAGGGAUUUGUGUCUCACCCCCAGGAGUGUCUGCUCCUUACGUUCUGGACGGACCCGCGUGGACACGAAGUGUUGGCUGAACGUUGUCCUCUUGGCUGUAUGAUCUCCACCGCGCAGGAUCCGCUCUAUAAAUACCUCUGUUAAGCAGCGUGGACUCUUUUCGGUCUGUUUCCUGUGUGCGUGACACGUGUGCUUUUGUUUUGUGUGUUUGCGUGCAGCAGUCGCGUGGCUCUGUGUACAUCCUUUUGCCAGGUCUGGUGGUCCGGAGCUCCCGGUCGGUGCGAUGGGACUGGACGGAGCCGUCUGCUCCUCCCGGCGGCCCCCAGGAAGGCGUUAUCGGUGUGACGGCGGCUUGGCGGGGAGUCUUGCGGCAGCAGCCAGUCUGACCAUCGCACCCCGUGUCGUAAAAUGAGGAUCUGUUUAAAUAAACGAGCUGCGCAUUUAUAGAAA